Messenger RNA from Maudiozyma barnettii, 2106 nucleotides. RefSeq lists its product as uncharacterized. Gene Ontology annotation, molecular function: mannosyltransferase activity. The record is from RefSeq and is a predicted model, not a curated record. The coding region runs from base 1 to 2106 and encodes 701 amino acids. NCBI's taxonomy places the organism in Eukaryota, Fungi, Ascomycota, Saccharomycetes, Saccharomycetales, Saccharomycetaceae. The transcript has a single exon.
AUGCAAUUUGAACAAAUGGUAUUUGAGGACAUCCCUCCCACUUUUCUAUCAAAAUUCAAAUAUGCAAGGUAUUUCAUUGAAGUUUUCAGUAAAGGAAUCACUCACAUUUGUUACCAUUUCAGAAAAUUAGUUCCCAUAUCUUGUCAUUACUACCGAACCUUUACUGUUAAUAAGAAUUUUAAAAGAUCAAUUACAUUAGUACCUAUUGCUUUCAUUAUAUUUUCAGUAUGGUUUCUAUCAGAAAAUUCCCCAGUCAAUGCUUCUCUAAUAGAAUAUCUAAACUGGGAAUCUAAUAAUAACAAUUUUAAGACAGUGGUCUCAAAAAAAUCGUUAUUAGAUGUUGAUGUGUCUAAUUCCAUUAAAAAUAUAAAUUUUGAAAUGUCUCCUAUCACUAAUGAGGUUUUAACUCAACAAUAUUCGGUAAAUAACCUAGUAGGAUUUGUUUCCAAUGUUGACGUUGACUCUCAUAAACACCUAAAUCUAAAUGGGAAGGGAAAACGUUAUAGUAAUAAUAAAAUUCAAUUACAAGCAAGAGCUUCUUCAGAAACUAUCCCAGACGUUAAGAAAUUAGAAAAAGAGGGCCGUAAGUCCUAUGAUUCACUGGUUACAUGUGAAUCUAUUCAAUACAAUGGUACUAUCGAACACUCUGCGCAGAUGAGGAUUCUUGGAGACGAUUUACUUUCGUUGAGAAGAUCUUUAUUGAAACAAGGGAACUGGUUGGCUAAAGAAUUAAAAGAUGAUUCUGAUAAAAAUAAAAAAGAGGAGGAUAUUGUAGAAUCACAAUGGUUUAGAUUUGGUGGGUCCUCCAUUUGGUUGGAAAGUGAACAAUGUUAUUUAGUAUUCAGCAGAAUUGUAUAUUCGAGAAAAGGUGAAAAAAAUCACCCACAUGUUUCGUUAGUAAGGGCCCAAGCUUUUGAUAAAAAUUGGCAAGAACUUAUCGGUAAAAAAAUUCCAUAUGUUGACAUUGAUUUUCCAACAGAUAUGGACCAUGAAUUAAAGAAAUUUGAAGACGAGCUUGGGAUACAAAAUUGUAAAGAGUAUUUAGAUGAUCUAAAAAAAUAUGAAGUUUGCAACACACGUCAAGUGAAGUCUCAUUUACAGAAUCAAAGAAGAAAAGAUAUUCUUUUGUCCCGCUACUAUAUUACGUAUCCAAACGUAUUGGAUAUUCCUUUCGAUGCAAACGGUGACUGGAAGGGACCAGAAGAUCCUCAUGUAAUUCUAAGAAAUACAGGAACUUACGAGGAACCUAUUGUUAUAUUCAACAUGGAUGAUCCUACUAGUGGAGGUAGACGGAUGUUUAGCUAUAUGCCACACAGGAGAUUGGAUUCUCUACAGCGAUUAACAAUACAUGGACGUAAAUUAAGAGGUUCGGAAAAGAAUUGGACUCCAUUUUUUCAUCCUUCUGAUAAGCCACAAAGCAAGCUGUCGCGAGGAUUUAUUCAUUUCAUUUAUUCUUUUAAUCCGUUAGAUAUUAUCAAAUGUUCCCUAAAUGACGGUAUAUGUGAAACAGUUUUUGAUGGUGAAACAUUGGACUUAUCUGAAAUGAAUACAUUUGGUGGAAUGAGAGGGGGUACUCAAUUUGUACCACUACCUUCUGUAUUACCUGCUGUUAAGAAUAAGAACAUAUGGAUCGGUUUUCCUAAACUACAUAUAUCUCAUUGUGGGUGCGGCGACAUAUUUUAUAGACCAAUGUUAGACCUACUGAUUGAAUCAGGAGGAGUUUAUCAUCAAGAGCUAGUAGUUCCUGUAGUUGAUUUUGGAAUCGAUGUUCUAUCGUGGGAUUUACUCGAUACAGACUGUAAAAACACAAACAUUUUAAGUCCUAAUUCCAUUGUUCAUUGGGAUGUGGUUGAUCAAAAUUCGGACACCAAACACUAUGAGGACUAUAUGACACUUACAAUAAGUGAAUCAGACAGCCUAACCAAGAUUGUGACUUUGAGGGGUGUUUUGAAUUAUGUUUUGGGGAUCUAUAAACAUAAAAAUAUUAAAAAUGAUUUCUAUCCAAGUAUAGAAUCGAAUAAUAUUAUUGGUAAGACAUUAUCAUGUUUAGUACAAGGUGCUAAACAAAUUUGUGAGGAAUACGGUGAGAAUCAUAAAGCUUUGUGA